Cavia porcellus (domestic guinea pig) is the source of this 3154-nucleotide messenger RNA. It is a transcript of the gene Mccc2, whose product is annotated as methylcrotonyl-CoA carboxylase subunit 2. Gene Ontology annotation, cellular component: mitochondrion; methylcrotonoyl-CoA carboxylase complex. Gene Ontology annotation, biological process: L-leucine catabolic process. NCBI's taxonomy places the organism in Eukaryota, Metazoa, Chordata, Mammalia, Rodentia, Caviidae. Gene Ontology annotation, molecular function: methylcrotonoyl-CoA carboxylase activity. The coding region runs from base 168 to 1859 and encodes 563 amino acids. The record is from RefSeq and is a predicted model, not a curated record. The transcript is spliced from 17 exons.
GGCUCGCGUACCACGUGCGAAGCAAGCGAGAGAAGCUGGCGGCCUAGGUCGGCUCUGCCAGAGUGGGAGUGGACCCUUAGCUCGGGCUUUCAGGAAAGCACCGGCUCCUGGUGGGCGCGAGCCACCCUCCCUCGGCGUCCUAGGCAUCCUCGGCACUCUGCGCCGCUAUGUGGGCCGCCGUAAGGGCCGUCUUGAGGCCCUGUGCUCGCUCGGCUGCCUCUGGGCCGCGGGCCUAUCACGGGGACGCGGUGGCAUUGCUGGGCUCCAGGCAGGACUCGGGUUCCGCUGUGUACCAGGAGAACUAUGAGCAGAUGAAGGCACUGGUGGGUCAGCUCCGGGAACGCACGGAACAGAUACAACGAGGAGGCAGUGAAAAAGCCCGGGCACUUCAUACAUCAAGAGGAAAACUGUUGCCCAGAGAAAGAAUCGACAAUCUCAUCGACCCAGGGUCUCCCUUUCUGGAGUUAUCCCAGUUUGCAGGGUACCAGCUGUAUGGUGAUGAAGACGUUCCUGCAGGUGGCAUCAUCACCGGCAUUGGAAGGGUGUCAGGAGUAGAAUGCAUGGUUGUUGCCAAUGAUGCCACUGUCAAAGGAGGCACCUACUACCCUGUUACUGUGAAAAAGCACCUUCGGGCACAGGAAAUUGCACUGCAGAACCGACUCCCCUGCAUCUACCUGGUUGACUCAGGUGGUGCCAAUUUACCUCGCCAAGCUGAUGUGUUUCCAGAUCGAGAUCAUUUUGGCCGCAUAUUCUAUAAUCAAGCAAUCAUGUCUUCUAAAAAUAUUACACAGAUCGCCGUGGUCAUGGGCUCCUGUACAGCGGGUGGCGCCUACGUGCCUGCGAUGGCUGAUGAGAACAUCAUUGUGCGCAAGCAGGGGACCAUCUUUUUGGCAGGACCCCCCCUGGUUAAAGCAGCCACUGGCGAGGAGGUGUCCGCUGAGGAGCUUGGAGGUGCUGAUCUUCACUGCAGGAAAUCCGGGGUCACUGACCACUAUGCUUUGGACGAUCAUCACGCCCUUCACUUAGCAAGGAAGAUUGUAAGGAGUCUGAAUUAUCAGAAGAAACUGGAUGUUACUGUGGAGCCUUCUGAAGAGCCUUUGUUUCCUGCUGAUGAAUUGUAUGGAAUAGUUGGUGCUAACCUUAAGAGGAGCUUUGAUGUCCGAGAGGUCAUUGCUAGAAUUGUGGAUGGAAGCAGAUUCAAUGAGUUUAAAGCCUUAUAUGGAGAUACAUUAGUAACAGGAUUUGCUCGAAUAUUUGGAUACCCGGUAGGUGUCAUUGGAAACAAUGGAGUUCUGUUUUCUGAAUCUGCAAAAAAGGGUGCUCACUUCAUCCAGCUGUGCUGCCAAAGAAAUACUCCUCUGCUGUUCCUUCAGAACAUUACUGGAUUCAUGGUUGGUAAAGACUAUGAAGCUGAGGGCAUUGCCAAAGAUGGUGCCAAGAUGGUGACUGCGGUAGCCUGUGCCAAAGUACCGAAGAUAACUGUCAUCAUUGGGGGGUCCUAUGGGGCUGGAAACUAUGGAAUGUGUGGCAGAGCUUACAGCCCAAGAUUUCUCUACAUGUGGCCAAACGCUCGUAUCUCAGUGAUGGGAGGAGAGCAGGCAGCCAAUGUGUUAGCCACUGUAGCCAAGGACCAAAGAGCACGGGAGGGAAAACAGUUCUCCAGUGCCGAUGAAGCGGCUUUGAAAGAACCCGUCAUUAAGAGGUUUGAAGAGGAAGGAAACCCGUACUAUUCCAGUGCAAGGCUGUGGGAUGACGGCAUUAUUGAUCCGGCCGACACCAGACUGGUCGUGGGUCUCAGUAUCAGUGCAGCCCUCAACGCACCCAUCCAGAAGACUGAAUUUGGCGUCUUGAGGAUGUAACUGGAGUCAAACAUUUGGAAUAGCUUUAAAGUCUGAAGUUGUUUAAACAUGCAACUGUUACAAUAAUAUUUUUCCUAAACAGUGCAUUGUGUUUUUCUACCUUUAAAAAAAAAAAAACCAAUUCCUUUUAAAGUUUCUUAGAGAAAUUUCUCUAUGGCUCAGUUUUACUGACUAUGAAAUGAAGAAAAUAAUUUACUACUAUUGUUUUUAUCCAACAAGAAGUAUGAAAAAACCCUAUAAUCUGUAAAUUCCUGCUAUUAUUGAGAUCAUUAAUAUAAAGUUAUAUCUCCAAUGAAAUGAUCAUUUUGCUGACGAUGCUUCAUCAUAUUUUGGCACAGUUUUAAAAAUCAUGUAUUACUUUUCCCUUCAGCCACUCUGCCAUCUCCCUCCCAUGGAAAUCAGAUCACCUGUGUCUGUGCCCUGGCUCUUUCUUCCCAUUCUGUCUUCCCUCUGUCACUGGCUUCCACCACCAGCAGUUGCCCCAGGGAUCCCGAGAUCCUGGUGCUGUGAAAUCAGUUGGCUGCCCCUGACCUUAGCAGAGGGAACCUAGCUCACUGUCAUGAUUUUCACUGGUGGCCCUGAGCACAUUCUUGUUCUAAAAGAGACAACGUGCAAAUACCUAUUUUUAAAAAUUGUGGUUAGACAUGUAUAAAUUUAUCUCAACCAUUUAUUUUUAUCUUUUCUCUUUUCAUUGGUGUAUGUUUGCAAUAUGUACUAAAUAUAUUCACUGUGAGGAAUGGAUGGGUGUGCAUAUCACAUCUUGAUAAUUUUUAUUUCUCCUUUCCCACCUCUCCCUCAUCCCUUCUCCCAUCCCUAGAUCCUUUCCCAUUGCCACAGGCUUUCUUUCUGUUUCCUAUCUAUCUUUUAUGUUGCUGUUUAAAUUUAUUUAUAUUUUGAGUUUCUUACAUAAAGAAACCAUGCAGUAUUUACACUUCUAUGUCUGAUUUACUUUGCAAAGCAUUAUGGUCACAAGGUGAAUCCAUUAUCCUAAAAGUGACUCAAAAUAACCUUACACCUGAAGAAUGUCCACUUCACUAUUUUUAAGCUCAGUGUCAUUAAAUACCUUCAUUUGUGCAACCAUCACCACCAUCCAUGUCUAGAGUUUUAUGCUGUGUCUCCAAUGCCUGCCAUUUGCACAUGUGUAGUAUUUGUUGAAUGAAUAAAUAAAUGGAAAAAAUUGUAAAUUGAAAAUUGUAACUACUGUCAUGAGGCCACAAAGAUUUAAAUUGAGUGAUCUGAUAUAUGAUUUCAUGUGACCAUCAGAUAUUUUCUUAAUAAAAUUAACAUUUCAAACA